AAUAAAAGUUUUAAUGGGUGGUAAUUUCAAAUUAGAACCCCUUUUUGAAUGGUAAUUUAAAAUUUUUCCUAUUUUAUAUUGCGAGCGUUAACGGGAGCUUCGAGGGCGGUGUGCCGGUGUCUACUAGACCCAAAAACAAUAUACCAAAUUUUUUGUCUUAUUCAAAUCUUGACCAAAAAAAAAAACAAAAAAAAAAAAACAAAAUCAAGAGUAAAACACACGAUGGGGCCAAACUUUGUUCACCUUGACACCUUCACCAUUACUGAGUGACCUCCAAGCGUACAAUGCUCAUCUUCUCCGACAACUCCCCUCCUUUCCCCCGCCAUUAACGAUCUCUCUUCUACACACAUACAGACACUCUCUCUCUUCCUCCCCAUUUUCCCUCCUUCUCCUCAGAUCCACACCCUUCUAUUCUAGAUCUCUCUUUCCCCAAAUCCCCACUUCCCCAAUCAUCUUCCUCAAAUCAUCUUCCUCAUCAAAUAAUCAUGUCACACACAAAUCCAAACAGCGACACAAUCCCACUCCAUUCCUCCUCCCAAUCCGACAUCGACGAGAUCGAGAAUCUCAUCCACUCCUCCAUUCACUCCGCCCCUUCGUCCGUCCUCCCCGCCGCUCGCCCCCCUUCUCCUCCUCGCGCCUCCAUCCCCGUCUCCUCUUCCUCCUCCACCCCUUCUCCUUUCAUCCCCUCCAAUCUCCCCCCUCCUUCCGCCCCUCCUCCCUCCAAACCCCACUCCGUACCCUCUAUUACACCCUCCCCACCACCUUCAUCAUCAUCUAACUCUGCCGGUAUUGCCGCUUCUGGGUUCGGCUCCCCUCCCAACACCCUCACUGAGCCUGUUUGGGAUACUGUUAAGCGAGAUCUGUCCCGAAUUGUUAGUAAUUUGAAGCUUGUUGUCUUUCCUAAUCCUUAUAGGGAAGACCCUGGUAAGGCGCUUCGUGAUUGGGAUCUUUGGGGUCCCUUUUUCUUCAUUGUCUUCCUUGGUCUUACCUUGUCUUGGUCUGCUUCUGUCAAAAAGUCAGAGGUGUUUGCUGUUGCUUUUGCCCUUCUUGCUGCUGGUGCUGUAAUUUUGACACUAAAUGUACUGCUAUUGGGUGGACACAUAAUUUUCUUCCAGAGUUUGAGCCUUCUAGGCUACUGCCUUUUCCCUUUGGACGUCGGAGCUCUCAUCUGCAUGUUAAAGGAUAAUGUGAUUAUCAAGAUAGUUGUGGUUUGUGUGACUUUGGCCUGGAGUUCGUGGGCUGCAUAUCCAUUUAUGAGUUCAGCAGUUGGCCCAAGGAGAAAAGCUUUGGCUCUCUACCCAGUGUUCCUCAUGUAUGUAUCCGUUGGAUUCCUCAUCAUUGCUAUUGAUUAAUUGCUGAGGGGUGCUCUUGAGAAAUAUCAGCUGGGGAUGCUGCACCAAUAUAUAUAUUUUCAUGCUGAACUGGUUGUGGAUUCUUCAAACAAAAUCUUGUUGGCCUGAUAGUUUAUCGAUAACCAAUUUUGUAUAACAUUCUAUAGCAAAUUAUAUGCAAACCUGGAUAACGUGCUCUGAAUGUUUGUUAUUUUAGUUUGUUCAGUUGAUAUAUUCAUCUGUGUAAUGAGAAGUGUCUGGAAUAUAUAUCUGAAGUUCUGAUAUAAGUAAUCGUCUCCGCUUUGCUUUAGUGGUUAA
This is a messenger RNA of Chenopodium quinoa (quinoa), 1649 nucleotides long. Its product is annotated as protein YIPF6 homolog. The record is from RefSeq and is a predicted model, not a curated record. Bases 486 to 1352 code for a protein of 288 amino acids. Gene Ontology annotation, cellular component: membrane; trans-Golgi network. Gene Ontology annotation, biological process: endoplasmic reticulum to Golgi vesicle-mediated transport. The transcript has 3 exons. Lineage: Eukaryota; Viridiplantae; Streptophyta; Magnoliopsida; Caryophyllales; Amaranthaceae.